AUGGAGCCACGUCACGUUUCGGCUCUGGCGGCCGACGAGUUGGUACGUCACACGCGCGAGUUGGUCGAACGUCGCAGCUCCGUUGCCGUCGAUAAUUUGCUGCAGCGGACACGCCACUCAUUGAGCGAUCGUAUGGCCACGUCCGAAGCCCAUCUCCCGAGCUUCAGUGUACUUCCCGACCACGUGAUCAUUGGAACAACUGUGCGCUUUCUGGACGUCUUCCGCGUGAGCGACCACUGCACCUUCAAGCUGCUCGUGGACACGGGCAAAGAGCAGUUUGCGAUACAGAGGCGCUAUUCUCAAUUUCGUGCGUUGCGACAGCAAUUGCUGCGGAAGGUACACGCGUCUGAGACAGCUCAGGAAAAGGGACGUGAGCGCCGAUGCCCCAACGGCGCGUGUCAAGUGCUUGCUCGGCAACUUGCCACGCUGAAAUUCCCACGGCGCAAGUUGAAGCUGAAGCUACACCGAGACGACGAUAUCCGGACUGCGAGAGAGCGACAGAUGCAGCUGCAGCAUUUCAUCGCGUCGACGCUUGCCGUGUACCGCAUGGCCCCGAAGCGCCAAGUGCGCUGCUGUGUCAACCUCCAGUGUCACGUACUCACUGCAAUUGGAUCUUUCUUGGACAUAAGGGACCUGGGCGAAGAAGAGCCGGCUGGAUGGACGUCGAACAGUCAUGGCACCGCUAGUUCUGAUGAAGUUCCACUGCAGGAUACGCCAUCAUGUCUGGUAGCUGGUGCGUCAUCGAGUAGCACCACAGAAAACGAUCUGAAUGAGUCACCCGUUCCACGGGACACGUCAAUGCUGUGUCUAGAAGAGCUUUUCACGAUUAUGGAGGACACGGAGCAUUCACAGGACACGGAAUAG
This is a messenger RNA of Hyaloperonospora brassicae, 864 nucleotides long. NCBI's taxonomy places the organism in Eukaryota, Oomycota, Peronosporomycetes, Peronosporales, Peronosporaceae. The record is from the annotation of a GenBank genome assembly.